AUGGCUUUGGUCACUAAGAAAUUUGAAUCUGAUUGUCUUGAGUUGGAUGCUAUAGUUUGUGGAGAAUUAUAUGGAUUCCAUGGUUCUCGAAGCUCACAGUUUCCUCCGGAUGAUAAUGGGGUUUUGACUCACAAUGGUAGUCACUUGGCGAGCACAUUCUGUGCCCUAGCCAUUCUAAAGGCUGUUGGCUAUAGUUUUGCAAAUAUUGAUCGUGUUUCAAUAUUGACAUCAAUGAAAAAUCUUCAACAGCCUGAUGGGAGUUUCAUGCCUAUCCAUUGUGGGGCAGAGAUGGAUCUUCGGUUCGUAUACUGUGCUGCUGCAAUCUGUCAUAUGUUGGACGAUUGGAGUGGCAUGGACCGGGAGAAAGCUAAGGAUUACAUAUUAAACUGCCAGUCAUAUGAUGGUGGGUUUGGCUUGAUUCCUGGUUCAGAAUCACAUGGCGGUGGUACCUACUGCGCAGUUGCAUCUCUCAGAUUGAUGGGGUUCAUAGAAGAUGAUGUUCUUUCUAAGUCUGUAUCUUCUUCCGUUAUCAACUUGCCAUUGAUGCUGAAUUGGUGUUUGCAGAGGCAAGAGGAUGAUGGUGGAUUUCAAGGUAGAGCCAACAAGCCUAGUGACACAUGUUAUGCAUUUUGGAUUGGGGCAGUUUUGAGGAUCUUGGGCGGCUAUAAGUUCAUUGACACGGAAGCUUUACGUGGAUUUUUGCUAACUUGUCAGUCUCAGUAUGGUGGUUUCAGUAAAUACCCAGGGGAGCUGCCUGAUCUAUACCACUCAUACUAUGGAUAUACUGCAUUUAGUCUUCUGGAAGAACCUGGGCUAAACCCACUUUGUCCCGAACUGGGAAUGACAGAUUUUUCGACUUUGGGAAUAUGACUUGAUCAUAAUUCUUAGUGAAAUAUAUUAUUUGCCCCCUCUCACACCUCAUUUUUCAGGAUGAUUGUACCUGUGCUCACUUCUUUUUUCUUUCAAUGUUGUUUGUAUAUUGUGAUUAAAAGGAUGUAUCUAAUGAUAAGCUAAACUUAAAACUUACCAUACCAAUUUUUUGACCAUGUAAUCUCUGAGCACGAUAUAGAAUUUUUUCUGAUAAUGUUGGAGAAAUUUU
Molecule: messenger RNA, 1099 nt
Organism: Pistacia vera
Lineage: Eukaryota; Viridiplantae; Streptophyta; Magnoliopsida; Sapindales; Anacardiaceae
Product: geranylgeranyl transferase type-1 subunit beta-like
Exons: 10
Coding region: 1-870 (289 amino acids)
Biological process (GO): protein geranylgeranylation
Cellular component (GO): CAAX-protein geranylgeranyltransferase complex
Molecular function (GO): CAAX-protein geranylgeranyltransferase activity
Source: RefSeq, a predicted model, not a curated record